CUCACUUUCCUGCUAGCACCCACAUUGCAUUACAGCAUCCACAAUGGCAUUCAAUGGGACCUGGCAGGUCUACGCCCAAGAGAACUAUGAAGAGUUCCUGAAAGCCAUCGCACUGCCAGCUGAUCUCAUCAAGGUUGCUAAAGAUAUUAAGCCCACUAUUGAAAUACAACAAAAAGGAGACGACUUUGUUGUGACAUCAAAAACACCCAAGCAAUCUGUAACAAACUCAUUUACACUUGGAAAAGAGGCUGACAUUACUACUAUGGAUGGCAGAAAGCUAAAGUGCACUGUGACCAUGGUAAAUGGAAAGCUUGUGUGCAAAUCAGAAUCCUUCUAUCACGAGCAGGAAAUUACAGGAAACGAAAUGGUGGAGCGUUUGACCGUUGGUGGAGCAACACUUGUCAGAAGAAGCAAGAAAGUCUGAAGACAAAUCCACUUUCUUUCAGACAUUUUUUACAUACCUAAAUAAAGUGCACUUUCCAGUGGUGUGA
Molecule: messenger RNA, 491 nt
Organism: Tinamus guttatus (white-throated tinamou)
Lineage: Eukaryota; Metazoa; Chordata; Aves; Tinamiformes; Tinamidae
Product: fatty acid-binding protein, liver
Molecular function (GO): lipid binding
Source: RefSeq, a predicted model, not a curated record